AUGGUGUGGAAUCCGACGUCUACUCUUUCUUAUGUUGAUGAUCAAGGAUCACUCCUCAACAUUGCAAAUUUCCUACAUAACAUGCAGCUCGUGGGAUGCUCGUUAGAAUUAUUUCUGCGGUUUCGUUCGCGAAGAUCAAACGGAUCAGUUUCGAUUGCUUUGGACCACUUUGAGACUGCUUCAAAAACCCGAAAUAGUUUUUGUUUUCCUUUGUCUGGUUGA
Necator americanus (New World hookworm) is the source of this 222-nucleotide messenger RNA. RefSeq lists its product as uncharacterized. The record is from RefSeq and is a predicted model, not a curated record. NCBI's taxonomy places the organism in Eukaryota, Metazoa, Nematoda, Chromadorea, Rhabditida, Ancylostomatidae. The coding region runs from base 1 to 222 and encodes 73 amino acids. The transcript has 3 exons.